CUUCCCGGCUGGCCCACUUCUACCGAUUAGCCGUCGUCGUCGUAAAAUGCGAUCGUUCCGAGUUCCGAGCCGACAUCCCAAAUUUCCCUUCUUCUAUCCCUCAACUCCCGCGCUCUUCUCCGGCGGAUCGAAAUUCUCAUUUCCCGGCCACCGCUCGCCGUCUCCGACUGCCGAAUGUCUCCCCGGACGAAAUCCAUGCGAUGCCACGAUUGGAUCAACACGCUCCUUCCCGAAGAGAUCGUCCUCGAGAUCUUCCGGCGCCUCGACUCCAAGCACACCCGCGACGCCUGCUCCCUCGUCUGCAAGCGGUGGCUCUCCUUAGAGCGCCUCAGCCGUACUACUCUCCGGAUUGGCGCUUCCGGCAACCCCGAUUUCUUCAUCCACUUACUCUCCAGCCGUUUCCCCAACAUCAAAACCAUCCACAUCGACGAGCGCCUCUCCAUUUCUCUCCCCUCCCAGCUUGGGCGGAAGAGAAGAAAAUCAGGAUCGUCUUAUUUCAAGCUGCACAGCGUGUUUCAAGAGGAUAUGCCUGAAGCCGAACAAUUUGAUUCCUACUGUUUGUCUGAUCUUGGGUUGAUUACACUUAGUGAUCAGUUCCCAGCUCUCGAACGUUUGAGCUUAAUCUGGUGCUCCAAUGUUUCAAGUCUGGGUUUAGUCUCUCUUUCCUUGAAAUGCUCGCUCUUGAAAUCUCUGGAUUUGCAGGGUUGCUAUGUUGGUGAUGGAGGUCUGGCUGCUAUUGGAAGGUGUUGUAAGCAAUUACAAGAACUAAAUUUGCGGUUUUGUGAAGGGUUGAGUGACGUGGGUCUGGUUGAGCUAGCUGAAGGCUGCUCGAAAUCGCUAAAGACUCUUGGGGUUGCAGCUUGUGCAAAGAUAACAGACAAAUCGUUGGUGGCAGUGGGUUCCCACUGCAAAUCCCUGGAAACCUUGUCACUGGAUUCUGAAUGCAUUCACAAUGAUGGGGUUCUUGCCGUUGCCAAAGGAUGCCCUCUUCUGAAAGUCUUGAAGCUGCAAUGCAUUAAUGUUACUGACGACGCUCUUAUAGCUGUAGGAAAAUAUUGCUCUUCACUGGAGGCGUUGGCUUUGUACAGCUUCCAGCGAUUUACUGACAGGGGAUUGUGUGCUAUUGGAGCUGGAUCUAAGAAGUUGAAAAAUCUUACUCUGAGCGACUGCUAUUUCCUCAGUGACCAGGGUUUAGGAUCAAUUGCCACGGGUUGUAAAGAACUCACACAUCUUGAAGUUAAUGGGUGUCACAAUAUUGGAUCAGUGGGAUUGGAAGCCAUUGGACGAUCAUGCACGCGCCUCACUGAGUUGGCAUUGUUAUACUGCCAAAGGAUCGGUGAUAAUGCUCUUCAUGAAAUUGGAAAGGGCUGUAAGUUCUUGGAGGCCCUUCACUUGGUAGAUUGUUCUAGCAUUGGAGAUGAUGCCAUUUGUAGCAUAGCCAAGGGGUGCACAAAUUUGAAGAAACUUCAUAUUCGUCGGUGUUAUGAGGUCUCUCCACAACAUAUUCCUAGUUUUAUGAGUUCUCUCCUUCACUCUCUGCUGGACUUAUAUGUCUCAGUCCAUAUUACAUAUAUUUAAGUUUGCAAACUUACUUUUAUCUAAUGAUUUUGAAGUAGAUUGAAUUCGUAGGCCUUCUACCCUUUAUUUAAAUGCUGGAUAAAAUAUUGGCUUUAGUUCUUGUUGGUGGUUGUUUGGUGUUGAAAAUUUGGACUUACUAGUGUAGGAUGAACAUUUCCUCUUUGUCAGAGUAUCAGAAUCCAAUUAAGUACUCUUUUGAUUUUUCAAGCGUCACUUAUUAAUUGUCGAAUGUCAAUUGUGUAGCUGUUUUGGAUUGAUCUUUCUGGUGGCUACCGAUUUCCUUACCUCUUUGCCGCAGGUUGGGAACAAAGGUAUUAUGGCCAUCGGCGACAACUGCAAAUCACUUGCGGAUCUUAGCCUUAGAUUCUGUGACAGGUUAAAGUACUCUUCACCUGACCACCUCCGUUACCCCUCCUUUUUCCCUUUGGGCCUCCACAAACCCUAUUUACUUUUUCCCCAUGCCCUUGUUGAUCUGUCAAUGCUCAUCGAGCUGUUCUGUUUCUGUUGGCAUAACCAUAACGAACACCAUGAGUUGCCCGUCACGUUGGCAUAAUUUUUCAGCAGGAACAAGUGUAUACUCAUUUGGUGCUAGGCUGGCUGCUAGCUAACAGUAAACACUAGCUAAUAAUUCCAUGUAAUCUUCUUGUGUUGUUGAUCAGGGUGGGAGACGAGGCCCUUGUAUCCAUUGGCCAAUGUCACUCCCUCCAGACCCUAAACGUCAGUGGCUGCCAUCAAAUAGGCGACGCCGGAAUAAUAGCAGUUGCAAGAGGCUGCCCUGACCUCAGCUACCUCGACGUGAGCGUGCUUCAGAAUCUGGGCGACAUGGCACUUGCCGAGCUUGGAGAGGGCUGUCCAGCUCUGAAAGAGAUAGUAAUCUCCCACUGUCGUCAGAUCACCGACGUCGGCCUCUCCCACCUCGUCAGGAACUGCGCCAUGCUGGAAUCCUGCCACGUCGUUUACUGCCCUGGUGUAACCGCCGUGGGGAUCGCCACGCUGGUCUCCGGUUGCCCGAACAUAAAGAAGGUGCUGGUGGAGAAGUGGAAGGUGAGCGAGAGGACCAAGCGCAGAGCAGGCUCUGUCAUCUCCUACCUGUGCAUCGAUCUGUAGUAGAAAUGUAGAAUACACAGGGAGAACAAAGUCCGUGUAGUCUCAGAAAGUCAGGGUGUUGAACUUGUGCAUAAAGCCUGGUUAUUUAUUUUUCCUGCUUUCCUUUUUCCCCCUGUAUUUAUUUAUUUACACCUUGGUGUGUUAGCUCUGAAUAAGCGUGGCAAGGUUGCAAAGUGUUGUUGUAUGAAUAAAUUGCAUCGAGUGGUAUUGUUGACUUGUGGAGACUCAAAUUAGUGUAUUAUCUGCGAUUAAUCGACGA
Messenger RNA from Linum tenue, 2944 nucleotides. Lineage: Eukaryota; Viridiplantae; Streptophyta; Magnoliopsida; Malpighiales; Linaceae. The record is from the annotation of a GenBank genome assembly.